Staurois parvus is the source of this 483-nucleotide messenger RNA. The record is from the annotation of a GenBank genome assembly. Lineage: Eukaryota; Metazoa; Chordata; Amphibia; Anura; Ranidae.
GUGCCACUUUCAGGUCUCUUACAUGUUGCUGUUACGCUCCGCCAUCUGCCAUGGGCCCCUGUACCGACUCCUCAUGCUGCUGCCAGGCCCGUAAUCUGUCAUGGGCCCUGGUUUUACCGCCUCCUCAUGCUGCUGCUGCCUGGUCCAGAGUGUGUCAUGGGUUACCUGUACGGCCUCCCAUUGCUGCUGUCUCCAUCGCCACACUCUGCCAUGUGCCACUUUCACGUCUCCUCACACUGCUGGUGGGUUCCAUUUUGUCAUAGGGUGCUGUAUGGCCUCUCCAUUGCUGCUGCUCCACCGCCACAUGUGGCUCCACACUCUGGUUAUGCCCCGUGACUGCCCAAAUGAGUGAAGUGUGCGGUGAUUCUAAAAUCGUCGGCACUCAUCUGCAUGUCAUAUCUGACUGACAGUAUUAUUUCUCUUCCCCAGCAGACUCCAAGGGCAUUUAAAUUAAAGAGGUACAGUGUUCUGCACUUAAUAUAA